This is a messenger RNA of Cryphonectria parasitica EP155, 625 nucleotides long. RefSeq lists its product as uncharacterized. The transcript has a single exon. NCBI's taxonomy places the organism in Eukaryota, Fungi, Ascomycota, Sordariomycetes, Diaporthales, Cryphonectriaceae. The record is from RefSeq and is a predicted model, not a curated record. The coding region runs from base 371 to 586 and encodes 71 amino acids.
CACUUAGCAAACUUUGAUCAUCAACAACAAUUUCUCGGCCCUGGGCCCCCUCACCAGGACCCUCCAGCCCAAGCAUUUCAGUGGUUUCCGUCGAAUCAGCAAGGCUAUCCUGCCCAGCAACAAUACUAUUUCGGACCUGGUUUGGGUGAAGAAAACAAUGUCUUUCUGCAGCACCCGCAGGGUUCCUACCCGACCUACAGGAACUUUGGGCCACACGGAUGGAACAACCCCCCGACUCAGCCUCGUCACCCACGCCCGCCACGUCAUGGCAGUAGGUUGAGGUUUCAACAAUACCCGUGACACAGCAGGUGAAAAAACAACUUGGGGCAGCAGGGAUAGAAUAUAGACUGGAAAGUAAGAGAAAAAAAAGAUGGGACAUGGCACUGGGUACUACCGAAGACCAUACUUCAGGGAGUGGAAAAGGCAUUGUGUUGAGGCGCAGAAAGCGGGAAGGGGGGUCUCGUUGCCUCACAAUGGCAAGCGGACCUUUGUAAUGACUGGCCGCAGCGACAAGAUACAACCACACAAGUCGAGUAAGAGGCAGGGAUUCCUUGGAAUGAUUAUUUACACAUGCCCCCAGCGAUGAUUUACUAGUUGCAGACAAUUCAAAAUGAACCCUUCGCAU